AUGGCAACUCUCUCAAUUAACGGUCUUCAAUCAUCCCUCGAGAGGCUGAGCCUUGACACUCCUCUUCCUUCCUUUCCUGUUGCCGACGUCCUGGUGCGGCCACUCGACAUAUUCCGAUCUUACAUAGCACAAAUCGUGGCCGAGAUCGCGGAAUGUGACCCCGCGCUUGCGUAUGACGCUGUUCAAACAACAGCAACCAUUGCCAUGGGCGAUCUGGCAGUCAUCCUUCCUCGUCUCAAAAUCAAAGCAAAUGCAGAUGUCGCGGCAAAGCUUCUCGAUAAACAGUUUCCUAAGUCUCCCCUCUACACGUUCCCUUUCGUCGACGGCAUCCAUAUCCGAAUCUUCUCUUCUCCCUUCACCCUGCCCAGACUUCUCCUACCCUUUAUUGCCGAUCGCAAAGAGCUCUACGGAGGCGACAAAUCCUUUGGUCAGCGAGAUGCAUCAUCUCCGGACCUGGGACGGCAGAAGGUCGUUAUCGACUUUUCAUCCCCCAAUAUUGCUAGCCAGUUUGAAGGCAGGCAUCUUCGCAGCACCAUAAAUGGCGCUGCUAUUGCCAAUCUGUAUGAGCAAAUGGGAUGGGAAGUUGUUCGGCUGAACUAUCUAGGGGAUUGGGGCCAGCAAGUUGCCCUUCUCGCCGUCGGCUGGGAUAGGUUUGGUUCUGAAGAAGAGUUCCAAAAGGAUCCUAUCCGGCAUCUCCUUGAUGUAUACGGCAAGAUCGAAGAGGCCUUCAAACCUGAACUCGAAGCAAGUCACAAGGCCAAACUCGAUAACAAAAGUACGGCCGAGAUCGAAUCCCAAGGAAUCUACGCUGAGCGUAACGCCUUUUUCAAGCGCCUUGAAGACGGGGAUGCUGAUGCAAUGGCAUUGUGGAAGAAAUUCCGCGACGUAUAUGUCGAGGACUACACCAAAGCCUACGCUCGACUGGGCAUCAAGUUUGACGAAUACCAUGGCGAGUCCCAGGUAACAUCCGAGUCUAUUGCUCAGGUUGAGGCUGUCCUUAAAGACAAGGGCGUUCUCGAGGAGAGUGAGGGAUCUUGGAUCAUUGAUUUCAAAAAGCAUGGUGCGAAGGGGUUGAGCACGGCAGUGUUGCGCAAGCGCACCGGUACCACCAUGUAUCUUUUGAGAGACAUUGCGAACGUGCUUGAUCUCGAGAAGAAGCAUUCAUUCGACAAGAUGAUUUACGUCGUCGCUUCAGAGCAAGACGGUCACUUUGCUCGUGUUAUCAAGGCUAUCGAGCUCAUGGGUCUCGUUGAACUUGCUAAGAAGCUCCAGCACGUCGGCUUCGGUAAGGUUCAAGACCUUUCUGCCCAGCUUGGCAAUGCGCAUUUGUUGGGAGACAUGCUGGAUCAGUGUGCGGCAGCUGUGAAAGACGCAAUGACGGCAGACCAAAAUAGCGAGGCUCCCCCUGCUGCAGCCGAGCCCUUCGGUAUCACAUCUCUAAUCGCGCAAGAUAUGCAUACCAAACGCAGUAACGGAUACUCGUUCGACAGCAAGAAAAUGACAGAGUUUGAGGGAGAAACGGGUGCUGCACUCCAACUAGCAUAUACUCGCCUUAGCUUGACAUUGAAGGAACUUGGGGCAGAUCCGACCGCAGUCACGGCGGUCGACUAUACUCUCCUCCAGGAGGAGGAGUAUACUAACCUUCUUCGACUUAUGGCACAGUAUCCCGAUGUGAUCAACGCGGCAUAUAAGUCCCUCGAGCCGUCUGCAGUAUUGUCUUUCUUGUAUAGACUGGCUGAACAGCUUAUUGAAUGCCUCGACUUUGAUGAAGAUGAAGAAGCCGCCGAAGGACCAGAGAUCGAUCUUGCUAGAGCAGUAUUGUAUGAAAAUGCAAGACAGGUAUUGGAGAAUGGGAUGAAGGUUUUGGGGAUUCGGCCUUUGGUUACUUAG
Molecule: messenger RNA, 1890 nt
Organism: Colletotrichum truncatum
Lineage: Eukaryota; Fungi; Ascomycota; Sordariomycetes; Glomerellales; Glomerellaceae
Product: arginyl-trna synthetase
Biological process (GO): mitochondrial translation; arginyl-tRNA aminoacylation
Cellular component (GO): cytoplasm; mitochondrion
Molecular function (GO): ATP binding; arginine-tRNA ligase activity
Source: RefSeq, a predicted model, not a curated record